Molecule: messenger RNA, 783 nt
Organism: Anoplopoma fimbria (sablefish)
Lineage: Eukaryota; Metazoa; Chordata; Actinopteri; Perciformes; Anoplopomatidae
Product: scavenger receptor cysteine-rich type 1 protein M130-like
Exons: 4
Coding region: 1-783 (260 amino acids)
Cellular component (GO): membrane
Source: RefSeq, a predicted model, not a curated record
AUGGCAGCAGUCACAUUUGGAUGGAGAGACUCCAGACCUGUCAGGCUGGUGAAUGGGACUAGUCUGUGCUCAGGCAGACUGGAGGUGAAGUCUAACCAGUCUAACCAGUGGUGGUCCUCAGUGUGUGAAGAUGACUUUGACCAGCAGGAUGCAGAGGUGGUCUGUAGGGAGCUCGGCUGUAGGGCUCCUUCAGUCCUCCAGGGGGCGCUCUAUGGAGAAGUGGAGGCUCCAAUGUGGACCAAAGAGUUCCAGUGUGGAGGCCAUGAGUCUGCUCUCCUGGACUGUAGAAGCUCAGGCUCAGAUAGAAACACCUGCUCACCUGGUAAAGCUGUUGGACUCACCUGCUCAGGUAGAAGAGGAGUCAGGUUGGCGGGAGGAGACAGUCAUUGUGCAGGAACACUGGAGGUGAAACUUCAAGGAGACUGGAAACCAGUACAUGGCUCUGACUGGACCCUGAAGAAACCAUCUGUUGCCUGUAGAGAGCUGGACUGUGGCUCUGCUGUUCCUGUAGGACGGAGAGAGGAGUCCUCAAAGAGAUCUGUGUGGUUGAUCGACUCUGACUGUUUUCAGUUUGGAUCUGCUCUGAGGGAGUGUUUAAUAUCAAAUUUAUCUUCCUCCAUCCUGGCUCUCACCUGCUCAGGUAAGCCCAUUAGUGACUGUGCUAUCAUGUCUCUCCAGGCCAGCAGGGGGCAGAUGCCGGGCAGACGGGAGAACAUUGAGCUGGAUUAUUCUAACCUGGGUGUUCCUGCAGCUGAAGAAGAAGGAGCUCAGGGAGCAGAGUAG